Messenger RNA from Fusarium poae, 741 nucleotides. RefSeq lists its product as uncharacterized. The transcript has a single exon. The record is from RefSeq and is a predicted model, not a curated record. NCBI's taxonomy places the organism in Eukaryota, Fungi, Ascomycota, Sordariomycetes, Hypocreales, Nectriaceae. Bases 1 to 741 code for a protein of 246 amino acids. Gene Ontology annotation, molecular function: oxidoreductase activity.
AUGGCUCCCAACUCUUCUCUCGUUCUUGUCACCGGAUCAACUCAAGGUAUUGGUCUUGCUGUCGUCAAAGAACUUGCCACCAAACACAACUACCAUGUCCUUCUUGGUGUUCGCAACACCGAGGCCGGCGAACAGAUCGCCUCUGAUCUUUGCAACGAGGGCUACAAGGCAAAUGUUGUCGAACUAGACCUCACUUCCCCCGAUUCUAUCAAUAAGGCCGUCACAUACAUUGAGAGGAACUAUGGAUACCUUGAUGUUCUGAUCAACAAUGCUGGUGUCUUGCUCGAUGGGCACAAGGAUCUUACAACUUGGGACCUUUACCAGAUGACAUUCACAACCAAUGUUAUUGGAACUGGUUGCCUGACUCAAAACCUCCUUCCACUUCUCCGUCAGGCUAAAGUAGGCCCACCUCGCAUCAUCUUUGUAACAAGCGUGAUGGGUAGUCUCGCAAAAGCCACCGAUGAAACUACGAUUUACUACAAUAUCGACUAUAAAGCGUAUGACGCGAGCAAAGCAGCCGUCAACAUGCUUAUGUUCAACUUUGCCCGGGAAUUUGAUGACAUCGGCGGAAAAGUGAACUCUGUAUGUCCGGGCUUGGUCAAGACAGCUUUGUCGGGUUACCAUGACUGGGGAACGACUCCAGAGGUUGGCGCUGAAAGGAUUGUGGAAUUGGCUACUACUACGGAUCAUGAUGGACCGCAUAAGACUAUCAGCAAUCGCGAUGGCGAAAUUCCAAGGUAA